Gossypium arboreum is the source of this 3006-nucleotide messenger RNA. RefSeq names its product probable transcription factor At3g04930. Bases 152 to 1420 code for a protein of 422 amino acids. The record is from RefSeq and is a predicted model, not a curated record. Lineage: Eukaryota; Viridiplantae; Streptophyta; Magnoliopsida; Malvales; Malvaceae. Gene Ontology annotation, biological process: regulation of DNA-templated transcription. Gene Ontology annotation, cellular component: nucleus. The transcript has a single exon.
AAUUUUCUAUAUAUGUUAAAUCUCCCGAACACGCGCCAAGGAAGCGCGUUGACUGUUAGCUCUCUCUAACCAAACAUCCCACCUUACCCUUCCUCUUCAACCGAAUCCAACUAACACGCUUUCCUAAUCACCGAUUCCUCGUGAACCUCUCAUGGCUUCGGAGCAGUACGGCGGCGUUUUCGAGGUAUCUCAGGACGACGACGAGGAACCUUCUUCCUCCGAUAACGAGGUCGACGAAAACGACGACGUCCUUAACGUUAACGAAGACGUUCUGAACGAUGAAGACGACGAGGUAUUGUUAGAGGAAGAAGAAGACAUAAAUUCCCCUUCUUUACUCCCUCAACCGAUCCCUUCCCAAGUAUCCUUCGCCUCAGUCCCUGCCGUUCCUCUCGCCGUCCCCUCCGCCUCCGCCGUAACUAUCGCCGCCAUCUCGACCGACGAAUUGCCUCCUGACUCCAAACGCCAACGCGUCGAUUCUGUCGUGCCGGAGAAAAAAACUCCGCCGCCGCAGCAAUUGGACGAUUCGCGACGGUUAUUUCAACGGUUAUGGACCGACGAAGACGAGAUCGAGCUUCUCCAAGGGUUCCUCGAUUACACAAUGUUGAAAACGAGCUCAAAUCCUUCUUCUACUUCUCACCAUCACCAUCACGAUACGGCUUUGUUUUACGAUCAAAUCAAAUCGAAACUCCAGCUGGAUUUCAACAAGAAUCAAUUAGUGGAGAAGCUUCGAAGGUUGAAGAAGAAAUAUAGGAACGUGAUUAGCAAGAUCUGUUCAGGUAAAGAAUUUUCCUUCAAAAGCCCUCAUGAUCAAGCUACUUUUGAAAUUUCUAGAAGGAUCUGGAGUGAUGGUGUUAGCAAAGUAGAAGAUAAUGUCUUAGAUGAUGACGAAAAUAACAAUAAUAACAACGCUAGUUUGAUCGAUGAAAGUGGAGAGAAAAAGAAUUUGACACAGAAACCAGCAGCCACGAAGAAAAGGUCGAGAAAUAAAGGAGUGAAAAUGGAGGAAAAAAGAGAUGUAAACGAUGGAAUUGUGCAUAUAGAUAGUAACUCUAAUGAUAGGGUUAAUAAUGAUAAUGGUAAUGUAGAAGCACUUGGUGUUGGUAGCAGUGGAGGAGGAGCUAACACGGGGGUGGCCGGGGUCAUAGAGGAGACCGUGAGGAGUUGUGUAACACCCUUGUUUAAGGAGUUGUUAGGUAGUGUAAUGGUAGGAGGAUGGGGAUAUGGAGGAAGAGGGAUCAGUGGAUUGGUGAUGAAUGCAAUGCCAUUGUGUUUGGGGGGCGGUGGGGGCAAUGGGGAAUGGAUGGAUGAAAGAUGGAGAAAGCUGCAGAUAAUGGAGUUGGAAGUUUAUUCGAAACGGGUGGAGCUGGUGCAGGAUGAGAUUAAGGCGGCUUUGGAGGAGCUCCGGUCGAUGAAUGGGUGAUUUUGGAUAAGCUGAUAUAGUGUAGGGAAGUAAGUGGCUUUUGGGUUUCGGUUGAUUUGAUUGAAAUGAUGGUUCUGUUGCUUAGUUUGUUUGUUGUAGUAUUUUUUUCACAUUUGUGUACAAUAUAUGAUAUAUUCAAACAUGAGUUGGGUUGACUUGCUUAGAGGAUGUUAUGUUACGAUUAAUGUAAAGCCUUGACAGAAUGCUUUUUGGGUUUUGGAAUAAUGAGUUCUGGUUAUUUUGAAGCUGAAGCUUAUUCAACUUGAUUUGAUGUCAUGGGUAAAUGUUUGGUAGUUUCAGAGGGAAGACACUAUGGUCAAGUUGAUGUCAUGGGUAAAUGUUUGGUAGUUUCAGAGGGAAGACACUAUAGUGUGGUUUUUAUAUGAGCAUAAUAGAAAAGAAGGGCUGCAAAAUUGAAUGUUUGAUUAGGUUUCAGGCUAUUUGAUUCACAUUAUCCAUAUAUAUAAUUUCUUGGGUUAUCCCAGAUCCAAUCCAUCUAUUAUUUUGUUUGUAAAAUUAAAUGUCGAUUCCACAUACCAUGGUGAGGUGGCAAAAUCUUUGAUAUCAGUCUCGGGAUCAAAACUUCGUUUUUGAUCCUGUAACAAUUUCUACCUUUCCUUAGUAAAAAGGAAAAUGAGGAGUUCGAGCCCAAGUGAAAACCAGGCUUAUCCAAGUCAAAACAAAAAAUUAGCCCCAUAACAAGAAGUUGCAUGGUAGACAGAGAGACAGGUGCCUCACCUUAUCCAAAUCCUUCUAUUUUUUUCAAACAGGAAAAGAGCAUAUGCCCCUUCCCUUCCAUGGAUCCCUUUCAUUUCUCCUCCACCCACUGCCAAAAAUAUCACUAAACCAAGUCUGACGCCAACACCCAAAAUCAGUAAAAAUAGAAAGAGAAAUCCUCCGUUGAAAUGGCAUCUGCAACAGCAAGACUCAUUUUUCCUCUUCACCACUUAACCCAACCUUGUCCCAAGCCCAAAAAACCUAAUCUCUUUCCCUCCCAUAAACUCCUCUCCAGAAUUCCUCCCAACAUCAUCCAAACCCAUAGAAACCAAUCCCAUUUCACCGUUCGUUCCAUUGAUGUCUCAAAAGAAGACAGUCAAGAAACCCCAACUUCUGACCCAGAAAACAAACAAUCUCCAUCAGUGGAAGAAACAAGUGGGGGAGAAGAGACGAUUGACAAACGCAGGUUAGAAGAGAAGUUUGCAGUGUUGAACACAGGGAUAUAUGAGUGCAGGUCAUGUGGGUUCAAGUAUGAUGAAGCAGUGGGUGAUCCUUCCUAUCCAAUUCCACCAGGGUUUCAGUUUGAUAAGCUGCCUGAUGAUUGGAGAUGCCCUACCUGUGGGGCUGCAAAGUCUUUCUUUGAGAGUAAGAGUGUUGAGAUUGCUGGGUUUGCUCAGAAUCAGCAAUUUGGUUUAGGGGGCAAUGCUCUUACUUCUGGUCAAAAAGCCCUCUUAAUUUAUGGCAGUUUGUUCUUCUUCUUUGUGCUCUUCUUGAGUGGCUACUUUUUGCAAUAGGUAGGUAGGGUGCAUAAUAUAAAUUUCUGUAAUUUUUCUUUGCCUUAAAGGUAUAUUUUUCUGCAAAUAGGAAAA